CCUUCACGUUACGCGUCCCGAGUGAUUAGUGUUCACGAAAUCACCGCUUACGUGCGGGGUGCUGUGCUAGUGGAUUAAGAUAUUGUGUAUCGUGAGCCUGUGCUUUAGAAUCCUUUCUACGAUCAUAUCGAGAUAACUGCCAAUAUUUUGAUUUCAUAUAACUUUUUUGGUGUCACAGUUUUGGAUUAUUAAAACUAGCGUUUGUAAGAAUGUGAAUUACAUUCUGCAGAGGAGGGCUACGGUAUCAUCGAAAAUUAGAACCGCACAACAUGCGGUGGCGUCAGCGCGCGGUGGCGUGCACGUGAUCAGCUCUGGCAGAAUGGCGGCUCACGUUGCGCUAUUCCUUCUCCUCUGCCUCGUCCACUGCCACACCAAGACCGUGCUGCAGGACAAACUUGCGGGUGUGCGCACAGUGGACGUGCAGGCAGUGGAGGGGAUGGUCGCGCAGUUCCCCUGCGAUCUGGGCACGGCCGCCAACGACAAAGUAUACAUGGUGUUCUGGUUUAGAGACGAUGCCGGCAUCCCGUUAUACAGCUUCGACGUGCGAGGCAAGCACCUAUCUGAGGCCAGGCAUUGGUCUGCACCAGAAGUGUUUGGCCCACGAGCUCACUUCUCCACCUCACCACCUCCAGCGUCGUUGCUUGUACGAGACGUCAAGAGAAGAGAUGAAGGCGUCUACCGCUGCCGGGUUGACUUUCGCAACACCCAGACCACCAGUUUCAGAUACAAUCUCACGGUUGUGGUGCCACCGGAGAAACCGGUGGUGGUGGACCGAUGGGGCCGCGUCAUAAACACCACAACGCUAGGACCCCAUGAAGAGGGAGAUGACGUGCUGCUCACUUGCCGUGUACUUGGAGGUCGCCCCGAACCAUCCGUAAGGUGGCUUGUAAAUGGAGUGCUCGUAGACGAAGAAUACGAACACAAUACGGGAGAUGUAAUAGAAAAUAGACUACUUUGGCCGGCGAUACGACGCGCGGACUACGCCGCGGUGUUCACGUGUCAAGCGGCCAACUCACAUCUAGUGCCGCCGAAAGAAGUGUCACUAGUGCUGGAUAUGUUCUUACGACCACUGACGGUGGAGAUCAAAAAGCCGUCUGAAACGGGAGAGGGCGGUGUGCUCACAGCAGAACGGAGGUACGAAGUGGCCUGCGAGUCAGCCGGCAGUCGCCCUCCUGCUGCCAUUUCAUGGUACAAAGGCAAACGACAACUUAAAAGAAUAACGGAGGAGCUCCGUGACAACCUGACCGUGAGCGUCAUGAGCUUCGUACCAACAUUAGACGACGAUGGAAAGCCGAUCACUUGUCGCGCCGAAAAUCCAAACGUAACCUCGCUGUACCUUGAAACGUCGUGGACCAUUAACGUUGUUUAUCCACCAGUAGUGAAAUUGAGGCUUGGCAGUUCACUGGCAGCCGGGGACAUCAAAGAGGGCGAUGACGUUUAUUUCGAGUGCCACGUCCGAGCAAAUCCUCCUGCGAGAAAACUCUCGUGGCUCCAUGAUGACCGACCACUGGCACACAACGCGACGGCGCGCGUCUUCCACAGCAACCAGAGCUUAGUGCUGCAGAAGGUGACACGGCACAGUAGCGGCCGCUACGCCUGCUCAGCUCUCAACGCAGAAGGCGAGACCGUCUCCAACGAGCUACAUUUUCGCGUCAAAUAUGCACCAUCUUGUCGCAGUGGUGGCGUGUCUGUGGUGGGCGCUGCACGCGGCGAGUCGGUGGUCAUCGUAUGCGAAGUGGACGCAGAUCCUCCCGCGGCAGUCUUCAAAUGGAAGUUUAACAACUCAGGCGAAACGCUCGACGUCGCAGCAGACAGAUACACGUCUAAUGGCAGUGCUUCCAGUCUAAAAUAUACGCCAGUGGCGGACUUGGACUACGGCACGCUGUCGUGUGCAGCCUCUAACGAAGUCGGCUCCCAGCUAGCACCCUGCGUCUUUCAAAUGGUCGCUGCCGGAAAACCACAUGCGCCAAGAAAUUGCACGUUAUGGAAUCAAACAUCAGAUUCAGUGGAAGUGUCAUGUGUGGCGGGGUUCGACGGUGGCCUGCCGCAGCACUUUCUACUCGAAGUUUACUCUGGAGAUGACAACAAGCCCAGGGUCAACCUGACGUCAGAGGACCCGAUAUGGACGGUGCGCGGACUGGAGUGGGAGGUGCGCUUCCGACUGGUCGCAGUCGCCGUCAACAGUAAAGGUCGCUCGUCGGCCGCCAGACUCGACGAUCUGCUCUUCCCUGAUCCUGAAAAAAGAACAGCGUCAGAAAGUGCAAUCGGCGCGGGUGCAGCGGGUGCCGCUGGAGCAACGAUAGCCGGCGCGGGAGCUGCGCUGGCGCUGGCGGGCGCGGCGUGGCGCGCGGCGAGGCGGAGACGCAAACCCCGCAAGCCACCUGCUCCGCAAACCGAGAAGACCGCUGAUCACGAUGACGCUGAACCUGAUCUCAUACCAAAUAAUUACUGCGAAACUUCAAGUGCACCGUGCCUAGCGGUGUCUUCGCCGGGACGGACGGCUCCCGCGCCACUCACUACACCGGCGUGUAACGGUCCAGGCGCGUCGUGGACCUGGGGCGCUCGCAGCACGACGCCGGCGACGGCGCUCGGCCGGAGCGCGUCCGCGUCGCUGCGACCCGCGCAGGAUCUCAACGUAGACGCCAUCAAGGAGAAGCUACUCGACAACCGAAUCCCAGAGUCUUGCGUUUAGUUGAAUGCUAGUGUAUCGUCUCGUCCCCCAUCAGCCGCGCUACAAAAAGUGAUUUAAAAAAAGAGUUAUUCCAAUAAUACUGAUUAAUCUAUUUUUUGUUUAGUAAUUUGAAAUGAAACAAAUAUUUCUCUGUUUGUAUAAUAGAUGACUCUACAUUUUCCACUGCACAUUUAACUUCGUGAUUUAAAUUUGC
Vanessa atalanta (red admiral) is the source of this 2885-nucleotide messenger RNA. RefSeq names its product nephrin (gene side-II). Lineage: Eukaryota; Metazoa; Arthropoda; Insecta; Lepidoptera; Nymphalidae. Gene Ontology annotation, molecular function: protein binding. The transcript has 17 exons. The record is from RefSeq and is a predicted model, not a curated record. Bases 320 to 2692 code for a protein of 790 amino acids.